Messenger RNA from Panonychus citri (citrus red mite), 1981 nucleotides. Its product is annotated as popeye domain-containing protein 3-like. Gene Ontology annotation, cellular component: sarcolemma. Lineage: Eukaryota; Metazoa; Arthropoda; Arachnida; Trombidiformes; Tetranychidae. The record is from RefSeq and is a predicted model, not a curated record. The coding region runs from base 340 to 1278 and encodes 312 amino acids. Gene Ontology annotation, molecular function: cAMP binding. The transcript has 4 exons.
UUUCACAUUUUCUUCUGGAUUUUUUUUCUGUAAACAUUAAUUUCUUUCUUGUGACACAAAACCGAUUGUUCCUCAAAUGGUUAACUAAUUUAGUUGCAAUUAAUGUGAUACUUUUGAUAUUUAUUUUCUAUUAAUCAUGUUAACCAUCUUGUAACAAUUAAAUUAACUCGUCAAUGUUUCUUUCAAUCAUCUAACAUUUGAUUUCUAAUGUGGGUUAACCGGUUACUUCUGGUGAGCUUAAAGAUAGAGCAAAAAUCUUGAGAGUGUAACAUUGACCAUUGAGAGAAAAACAAAGAAAGAGAACAUUUUGUUUUUCUAUUUUUCCAUCGGGACCAAGAAAUGGAUCUUCUCUCCAAUAAUUACUUUAAUUUAACCCAAUUUAUAAGUCGAUCAUCAACCAAUCGUUUAAAUCUCUGUGAUCCUUCAAGUGGAUUGAUUAAUGAGCCUUUGUUUCAACUUGCAAAUGGAUUUAUCUUAAUCUCUUACCUUACAUCAACCAGUCUUGUUGGAUUAUUGUUCAUGAGAUGUUGUCUCAUCAUUGGAUCUCUUUGUUUGGCUCUAUGGGCUUACAUAAAUGUCUGCUCAAUCGAUUCAGUUAUUUGGAAUCUUCUCUUCUUUAUAAUCCAUGCGGUUUAUGUGUUUAUCCUUCUAUACAAACUACAUCCAUUCAUCAAAUUUCCUCGAGAUGUUGAACUUGUCUACAGGGAUCUUUUCCAGCCAUUAAAUGUUUCCCGCUAUUCAUUUAAUCAGUUAUACAAAUCAAUCAGAGAGAUUCAAGUUCUCAAGGCUCAUGAUAUUUAUUGUGUUGAAGGCAAAACUCCUGUUGAUAAAUUAUCAUUGUUACUUUCUGGACGAUUGGCGAUUCUCAAAAAUGGUCGAGCCAUUCAUCUAAUUGAUGGGCAUCAAUUUAUUGAUUCACCCGAAUGGUUUGGUGUUGGGACCAGUGAUGCUUAUCAAGUAACCAUAGUUGCCCUUGAGGAGUGUCGUCUUAUUGUUUGGCAUCGAGAUAAAUUGAAAUUAAUUAUAUCCGAUGACAUUUAUCUGAAAACAUUGAUGGACAGCGUUCUUGGUCGAGAUUUGGUUAAAAAACUUUUAUUCGUCACGGAUACGAUUAGUAAUAAUUUCAGUGUUGAUCAUCAACUCAACGAGAACUCAAAGCUCAUCAUGCCGAUUCAUCGAGCCAUGGAUCAUGUAGUCAAACGAGAGAUUCACGACAAUGGGACUCAUUGUUUCUGGACUCUCUCUCGAAUUAGUGAAGACUCGGAAACUAACGUUUAAAAUUUUGAUGAAAUUUUUCGAUGUAAAUUUAAUUAAAGUGCCAAUGGAUUAGUUGAUAACGUGGAUCCACAAUCGAUGCUGCUCUCGUUGCACUGCCUCCAAGUUCAUUAAAAUGAAAUCGACUUUAAUUGACCUGGAGAAAAUAUUUUUACUUCUAUUUCUCAGAUUCAUGAUGAUCAUGUUUGGCUCCAUUGGUGGAAUCAAUUUUUAUUCAUUCUUCCUGUAACUUAUACAAAUCAGGGUGAAAAAUUGAUCCAUAUCAGAAUAGAUGAUUAUCAUUGUGAUCGCUUCUGACUUAUUUACUUUUGCUCUGUCCUAAAGUACGAUCUCACUGAUUAUGUAAAUGCCUCCAAUCAAACGAUUGAACUUUUAUCUUCUAAUUGUAAUCAGCUAAUUGCGUUCGUAAUCUUAUUUUACCGCACGAUCUUUCUGAAAGCCAUCUUCAAUAACGAUUAUAUAUCUCUACUUUUAUACAUAAUUUUCAUUUCGCUAUCGAGUUGAGUCUCAAUAUCUACUUUCUUUUUUUUAUUAAUUGGUUUUGGUGAACUAAAUUAACACUAAUCAAUUGUAAUCUCACUUGUAAUAUCUGUUAACUAACACUUGGAACCUUGAGCUUUGAAAACUGUAAAAUACCAAUAUUUGACUGCAAAUCAAAUUCUACACUCGCUAAAAUUAUUAAAAUAAAACAAAUUGGUACAAUUAA